UUGGCCAAUGCACCGAGCCGGACAUGUUUCACCGACGCACUAGUUCAAAGACUCAACGUUUGAAAUGGCUGUCACCCUACAUACAGGUCUAGGAGAAAUUAAAAUCGAAUUGUUUUGUGAGCGGGCUCCUAAAACAUGUGAGAACUUCCUUGCUCUGUGUGCCAGUGGGUUCUACGCUGGCUCCGUCUUCCACCGCAAUAUUAAAGGCUUCAUGGUUCAAACCGGAGAUCCUACAGGCACCGGCAAAGGAGGAACAAGUAUAUGGGGUCGCAAAUAUGAAGACGAGUUCAGUGAGCACCUAAAACAUAAUGUAAGAGGAGUGGUCUCGAUGGCAAACAAUGGCCCCAACACAAACGGCUCCCAGUUCUUCUUCACAUAUGCCAAACAGCCUCAUCUGGACAUGAAGUACACAGUGUUUGGAAAGAUUAUCGAUGGCCUGGAGACGCUGGAUGAGCUGGAGAAACUUCCUGUCAAUGAGAAGACGUUCCGGCCGCUGACGGAAAUCCGGAUAAAGGAUGUGACGAUUCAUGCCAACCCCUUUGCCGGAUAGACCGUCUCCUCUUCAAACAGUCCUUUGACACAGACGUGGACUCUGGCAUUUCCAAUAAGCCUUUUGAUUCAGUGUAGAGUACCUUUACAAAGUUAAAAUAGAUGACUUGUCAGAGGAUGGACAUUAAAUAGAAAACCCACAGAUGACGACAAUAAACACAUGGACUCUGAAAUGAACGAUCACAUUUUUGUUCCAUCAUUUUCAGUACGGCUUUGCACAUUAAUGCUAAAUUCAUGUGUACGCUUUCCCAGUUCUAACUUGUUAUGCUUAUUGUUUGAUGACAUUAUUUGCAUUUUAAUUAAAGUUUAAUGUGUUCUAUUUUGUCCAAAAGCACCACACGUCGGACUCGGUAGAGCACUGCGAUCUGGUCUUUUUUCAUAUUGUUUCAUGAUGUUGCAAUGUAAAUAUAUUGUCAAUACUAAAUAAAACGUUUGUAAAUAAUGUA
Messenger RNA from Pseudoliparis swirei, 995 nucleotides. It is a transcript of the gene ppil3, whose product is annotated as peptidylprolyl isomerase (cyclophilin)-like 3. The record is from RefSeq and is a predicted model, not a curated record. The transcript is spliced from 6 exons. Gene Ontology annotation, molecular function: peptidyl-prolyl cis-trans isomerase activity. Gene Ontology annotation, biological process: protein folding; protein peptidyl-prolyl isomerization. Gene Ontology annotation, cellular component: catalytic step 2 spliceosome. Bases 65 to 550 code for a protein of 161 amino acids. NCBI's taxonomy places the organism in Eukaryota, Metazoa, Chordata, Actinopteri, Perciformes, Liparidae.